CAGAAUUGGUCAGAAGACAGAAGCGAUGCCUUGAGGACAGGGGCAACAAGGGUUUGAAACUCCUCGACUUCUUGUGAUUUUCAGUUUGCAACAGCUUGAUCGGAAUCAGGAUAAUCAAUGAUAAUCAAUGGUAAUCAUGAUUCAUGUCGAUGGUUCAAGCCGAGUUUAGCUCUGAAUUACUGCGAAUCUUUCUGUUGUGUUUUCAAUCCAGCCAUGCGAGCCGUCUUGUUUCUGCUCUUCCUGAGUUUGGCAGAUGCUGCCCGUGCGGGGCCACAGAUGGAGGCAAAGCUGAAGCCCGACCCAAGCGACAGCAUGUCAGACGAAGUGAUCCAAAGGACAGAUGCCUUCGAAGCCAUUGGAGAGUCGGACACUGAUGAGACAGAAAAAGAUAUGAAAGAUGAGACGGAUGAGAAAGAUGAGAUUCCUGCCAAAUUUUUGGAAGAUCUGAAGCAUAGACCAUGCUGCACUUGUUCACUGAACUGGGGCUCUGUAGUUCCGAAGACGGUGAAAUUCUUCUUCAAGUUCCACAAGACAUGUGAUCGCGUCGGAGGCUCUCCUACUUGGUCUGAGCGCGACGGGCUUACCUUCUGUGGCCCCAACUGCGAUGCUGACAGGGAGGGUAAAGUCUGCUGGAAGCGCGAAUACGUCAAGGGGGGCACCAGAAAACUUCAUAAAGACACCCAGGACAAUUGUGGUAAAUACGACCCAGAUGAUGUUGCCUGAAGCGACCAAUGACCAGUUUGAAUUGGAGACUCUGAAGACUGUGGUGAAGAAGUGCUGUGCGCCGCG
This is a messenger RNA of Cladocopium goreaui, 789 nucleotides long. The record is from the annotation of a GenBank genome assembly. Lineage: Eukaryota; Dinophyceae; Suessiales; Symbiodiniaceae.